CGGCAGGCUCCCACCGAGCCGCGGAGCGAGGCCGCCGGGCCGUGAGGGCGGGGCGGGUCCCGGGACAUGAUCAGCCACCUCUGGUGCGGCGGGCCGCCCUCGCAGGGCUCGGACGCCGGGUGGCAGGAGGAGGCGCUCACCGCCAGGAGCCUCUCGGCCGACAGCGGGCGGCCGGAGGGCGAGUGCUGCGCAUGCGCCCGGCUGUUCAGGUGCCUGCUGGUGCAGCAGCCGUGCGCGGGCAGCGGCGCUCACGUGGCAAAGACGGGCUCGUUCGAGGCCGCUGUCCGCCGGGACCUCUCGCCGAGUGCGGGAAAUACGUUUUCUUUUUUGGCGUCCGACACGGAUUUCGGAGAGGCUUCGGUGGAGCUUCGGGGAGCUGCCGCUUGGCAGCGGACCGAGUCGUUGAGGAACGGCCGCUUCGUGAAGGAGUACAAGAUAGGUGAGAUGUUGGGCCAAGGUGCUUUCGGUAUUGUAUUUGCUGCCAAGCGGCGAAAGCCAACUGACUCGGAAGGCAACAUGUUGGCUGUAAAGUUGAUUGACAAAGUUGAGACGCAUCCUGGGGACAUAGAACGCGAGGCCGCGAUCCACGCAAAGUUGGACCAUCCCAAUAUAUUGAAGGUUCAUGACGUGAUCGACGAACGCUUCUUCGUCUGUAUCGUUACCGAUCGCUUCCCAGGGGGAGAUUUAGUAAAGUGCCUGCAUGGCUGCCAGCGUCUAAAGCCUUCGAAGACCAUGCAUAUCGUGAAGCAGAUGUUGGAAGGUGUCUGUUACCUGCACAACCUCGCUAUCGUGCACAGAGACGUAAAGGCUGACAAUUUUCUGACAGAAAAGGAAGAGUUUUUAGACCCCGACUGCAGAGUCAUUCUCGCCGACUUUGGUUUCGCCUGCUACUGCAGGACAGGAGAUCGCUUGCAGAGGAGAUGCGGCACGAAGAUGUAUUGGGCUCCGGAGAUAUGGGACAGAAACUACGCCGUGAAGGUGGACGUCUGGGCGGUGGGUGUCACGGUCUACGGGAUGAUGGAGGGCACCUUCCCGUUCCGCACCGAGUGGGACAUGAAGAGCAAGGUCUUGUGCAUCGAACAAAUCCAUGUCUCGGCAACCACGUGUGAACCCUACCCCUGCACGUCAUAUUUCUGAAUGACUGGCUGG
Prorocentrum cordatum is the source of this 1149-nucleotide messenger RNA. The record is from the annotation of a GenBank genome assembly. Lineage: Eukaryota; Dinophyceae; Prorocentrales; Prorocentraceae.